AUGUAUCUCAAUGUGCUCUCGCAGGCGACGAUAGGACUCGGCACGAAUGUUAACCACUACCGCGAAACUUAUAAAGACAAAGACGUGCAAGAUGUUGGGCAGAACCAACACAUCGCUUCCCCAAAGCCAGAAGCAGUUAUCGACCAUAGCCAACCAACUGGUCCACAACCUGGGGCAGAACUUGUCGAUGCAGCUAGGAUAGAACUUACUAAAGCUCCCCAGCUCUUGCACCGUCGAAAGAAGAGACCAUCCGGUCUUGUCGGCACCGCUCUGCGUUACAUCCUCAAGGCCAUCCCAUCUGGCCCUGUAACAGCUCCAUCGCAGUCCCAUGAAACCACCGUCGAUGGCGCCCUCUCUAAUGCCGUCGAUCUUCUCGAGAAGGCCGCCCAACAAAACAACUCCGACGCGCUAUACCUACUUGCCGAGAUAAACUUUUUUGGAAACUACAGUCACCCAAGAAAUCUUGAUGCUGCAUUCAACAACUAUUAUCAACUUGCCAGCGUCUAUGGGAACUCGACAGCUCAGUAUAUGCUGGGAGUAUAUCAUUCGACAGGGCUUGGAAAUGUGGUAGAGCGUGAUCAAGCCAAGGCACUCCUCUACUACACAUUUGCUGCUAUGCGUGGUAAUGCUCGCGCGGAAAUGGCAACAGCCUUUAGACACCAUGCCGGUAUUGGUACAACAAAGAAUUGCGAAGCCGCUGUGAAGUACUACAAAAGUGUCGCAGACAAGGCUAUCGCUUGGUACAGGUCGGGGCCUCCUGGUGGCAGAUCCUGGGUUCAUCAAUCCUGGCGUAUUUCUGACGACGACGGAGGUAUCUAUGGAGAAGGGGCAAGCGCCUCCAGUUCUGGAAUGAACGCUUUGAAGGCUAGUCCAGGUUCCGAUGCUAAUGCAGCCAUUGACGAUGUGAUCGAAUACUUGGAUUUGAUGUCUCAAAAGGGCGACUCCAAAGCUUCCUACAAUCUCGGCCGUAUAUACUACGAUGGUCAGCGAGGCCUGGAACGCGAUAUCGACCUAGCCCGCAAAUACUUUGUCCUGGUCGCAUCUCGUUAUUGGAGGAAGGAUGGACGUCUGCACGAGAAUCUCAAACUUGGAAUCGAAAAGAUUGCCACCAAAGCAGCCGGGUACCUCGGCCGAAUGUAUUUGAGAGGUGAUGGCGUUGUCCAGAAUUUUGACCGGGCAAAGGUGUGGUUUGAGCGUGGCGUCACGCAUCAUGAUGCCCAGUCGCAGCACGGCUUGGGCUUGAUGAUGCUUCACGGCUAUGGCCAAAAGAAAAAUGUCAAGAAGGCUAUGGAACUCUUCAAGUCAUCUGCUGAUCAGGAUUAUGCCCCAGCCUUGGUUCAGAUGGGCCAGCUUUAUCUAGAUCAGGGUGGUCAGGAAGAUGUCAGGAUUGCCAACAACUAUUUCGAACUUGCCGGUAGACACGGCAACAUUGAGGCUCAUUAUUACAUUGCAGAGAUGAUCCAUUACGGCGUCGGACGAGAGAAGCUCUGUGGUGCUUCCUUGACGUACUACAAGAGUGUUGCCGAGAAGGCAGAACCGCUAGUCUCAGCCUGGGGCGAUGCAAACGACGCAUAUGAAGCAGGCGACUACGAACUCGCAUUCCUCGAGUACCUCUUGGCCGCCGAGCAAGGUUACGAGAAGGCACAGACGAAUGUGGCAUACAUGUUGGACUCUAUUCAAAAUAAGCUCUCCGUCUCGUCGCUACUUGGAAAACCCCGUGAGAAGAGCGGCCUUCUUAAGAACCCAUCCCUGGCUCUCGUCUAUUGGACACGAUCAUCACGACAGUCUAAUGUUGACUCAUUAGUUAAGAUGGGUGACUAUUAUUAUCACGGAAUCGGGACUGAGGAGGAUAUUUCAAAGGCGGUCCAGUGCUACACGGGAGCAUCUGAUUACUCUCAAAGUGCGCAGGCACUAUUCAACCUCGGUUGGAUGCACGAAAAUGGUAUCGGCUUGGUACAAGAUUUUCAUCUGGCCAAGAGGUACUACGACCAUGCCCUAGAGGUGAAUGAAGAGGCGUACUUGCCAGUGACUGUGAGUCUUCUAAAGCUUCGCCUCCGAAGUGCUUGGAACACCUUGACACAUGGCGAGAUCCAUUCAAUUCAGGAUGAGCCUAAACCCAAAAAGGACCGCUCCUUUUCCGAGUGGAUUGCCAACUUCUUGCAAGAUGACGGUCAAGUAUUUGAGGAGGAUUACUACACAGGCGGCGACUUAUACGACGGUGCGCUUGGCGACGGGCAAGGAACAGACGACGACGACGGUGUCUUGGAAAGCAUCCUCAUCAUCGGAGUUACCUUUUCACUUGUCUUUCUCCUAUGGUGGCGUCAGCGGCUGCAGCAGGCGCACCAACAAGCAGAGGACGCCCGAAGGAGAGAACAAGGGCUCCCUCCUAACCCGCGACCUGAUGCACCAGGUGCCGAAUUUGCUGGAUGGGGAGCUGCCGGAGGAGUAGUUCUGUAA
This is a messenger RNA of Fusarium sp. VM40, 2457 nucleotides long. Lineage: Eukaryota; Fungi; Ascomycota; Sordariomycetes; Hypocreales; Nectriaceae. The record is from the annotation of a GenBank genome assembly.